CCCGGAAGUACUUCUAAGCGGUACUAAACAAGAUGUGUCGUUGGCCGCUCAGUUAGCUGCUAAACUAGUCGGGAAGUUGCAGUUUUGUAAUUUGACAUUUGAAUAUUGAAUAAACCAUGCGGGUUAUCGGCUCUUUGAGCGCGAGUGUCAACGUGUCAGAGUCCGUCAGUGUGUGACGUUUGAAUGCCGCACAGUUGCCCAGGUAAAUUAGCUCAGCAUUGCUAACGCCACUGAGGCCAGAGGCUACAGCGUCUCUGCCUGGUUAACGUGGAUGUUUGUUGAAUUACUACCCGCGGUUAACUAACACGGCGCAGGGAAUGCUGCCUUUCUCGACGAACACGAAAAUCAGUCCGUGUUGAAAAACUCAUCAGUGAAGUCGAAAGCAGGUUUUUGAUGGUGAAUCUUAGCAGGAGAUUAUAAGACGAAAAUAAAAGUGCAGUCAUGGACGAUUUCAGCUCGAUUAGCCUGUUGUCUCUUGCCAUGUUGGUGGGAUGUUACGUGGCCGGGACGAUACCUUUAGCAGUCAACUUUUCAGAGGAAAAGUUGAAGCUGAUCACUGUGCUGGGAGCUGGGCUGCUCUGUGGGACUGCGCUUGCUGUUAUCAUUCCUGAGGGAGUCCACGCACUUUAUGAAGAAAUCCUUGAAGGUGCACACCACAGCCACGGUCAGGCCGGAUCUGUGGAAGCGUCCGAGGUGAAGGGCGAAGGAGAUGCUGCUCUCAGUGUCAGCGGGAAACACGAACACAGUCACGAACAUCUUCAUGCCUGCAUUGGAGUGUCUCUGGUCCUGGGCUUCGUCUUCAUGCUGCUGGUGGACCAGAUCGGCAGUUCUCAUGUGCACAGCACUGAAGAUCCAGAAUCGGCGAGAGCCACCUCUUCAAAAAUCACCACCACCCUGGGUCUGGUGGUUCACGCUGCAGCUGAUGGAGUGGCACUCGGAGCUGCAGCCUCGACCUCUCAGACCAGCGUUCAGCUCAUUGUUUUUGUAGCGAUCAUGCUCCAUAAGGCACCAGCGGCGUUUGGCCUAGUGUCUUUCCUGAUGCAUGCUGGUCUUGAAAGGAACCGCAUCCGCAAGCAUCUUUUGGUCUUCGCCCUGGCAGCACCUGUCCUCGCCAUGCUCACCUUUUUAGGCCUUAGUCAGAGCAGCAAAGAGGCCCUGUCAGACAUCAACGCCACUGGUGUCGCCAUGCUCUUCUCCGCCGGCACUUUCCUCUACGUGGCCACCGUCCACGUCCUCCCCGAGGUCGGCGGCGGUGGCCACAGCCACGCCCCCACGGGAGGGAACGGAGGGAAAGGACUGAGCAAGGUGGAGGUGGGAGCGCUGGUGCUGGGCUGCCUCAUUCCCCUGGUGCUGUCUGUCGGUCACCACCAUUAGACCCUGGACUCUGUGCAGAGUUCAGACGAGUGUACAGGGGAACGAAGCAGGAACAGAGACUUUAAAAAAAAAAACCGAGGUGGAUAUAAAUGUCUUAUUGUCUUGUCUGCUGAUGGACCUGAUGGACCAGGUUGGUGCUCGCUGCAGGAGAAUCUCAUGACUCCAGUGAACAGUGAAUGAAUGACUUGAGGCAAAUCGGUAAUUGCAGUGAAAACAAAGGCACACAACAAAAACAUUGUUUUAUCUUUUUUUUGUUUUUUUUGUUUUUUGAGGUUAGGUUUGUGUCCUUUAAUGCCACCAGCUGUGUGGAUCUUUUCUCUGCCACAGGAUGGUUUAUCUCACUUUCUUUACGUGACCGUGCAGUUUUUCGGUGUCGCAUCAUCGUGCUUGUUCAAAAUCCAAAACCCAGUGCAGUGAUGUUCUCGUCGAUGGCUGUUGCACAGUGAGAUUAGAUAGAUUUAGUCUUGGUUAAGCUUGUGAUGUUGAGAAAGUAAAACUUUUUUUAUAACGUGUGUGUGUGUGUAUAACUGUACAGGUCUCUUGGCAACAAUCCGGACUGAUGUUGAGCUCGUUUUUCAAGUGCCAUAUUAACAUGUUUGAAGCAGACCCUCAGAUGAAACAGCGCUGUCGAGACGGUCCGACAAAUGCCAGUAUCACAACAUGAUCUGUCGCUUUAAUUUAAACCUGAUAAGUUUCUUGGUGUGGUCAUUUCUGUCCUGUUUUCCAUGGAGAAUAAUUAUUAUUCUAAUAAGGAAAAACCUGCUCGUUCUCGACUAUGACCGUGUUCUUAAGCUUAUUUCAAGGUGGAGGGUCGUCUCAGGAGAACCUGAAUGAAUAACUUUGCUCAUCAACGUCAUAAUCUUGCGGGGACCAUUGGCUUAGGUGUUGUUUUUGUGUUCAUUUUAAGUACAUUUGCUCUGAAAUAAUGAAUUAUAGCUGAGCAAUAAAUGUCAAAACAAGAGU
This is a messenger RNA of Solea solea (common sole), 2337 nucleotides long. RefSeq names its product solute carrier family 39 member 9 (gene slc39a9). Lineage: Eukaryota; Metazoa; Chordata; Actinopteri; Pleuronectiformes; Soleidae. Gene Ontology annotation, biological process: transmembrane transport; zinc ion transport. Gene Ontology annotation, molecular function: metal ion transmembrane transporter activity. The record is from RefSeq and is a predicted model, not a curated record. Bases 442 to 1374 code for a protein of 310 amino acids. Gene Ontology annotation, cellular component: membrane. The transcript has 7 exons.